Musa acuminata AAA Group (dessert banana) is the source of this 1048-nucleotide messenger RNA. RefSeq names its product 26S proteasome non-ATPase regulatory subunit 8 homolog A-like. Lineage: Eukaryota; Viridiplantae; Streptophyta; Magnoliopsida; Zingiberales; Musaceae. Gene Ontology annotation, biological process: proteasome-mediated ubiquitin-dependent protein catabolic process. The transcript is spliced from 6 exons. Gene Ontology annotation, cellular component: nucleus; cytosol; proteasome regulatory particle. The record is from RefSeq and is a predicted model, not a curated record. Bases 58 to 861 code for a protein of 267 amino acids.
CUCGGCUCCACGGCAAGAAGAUCGAGUCAAGAGAGAGGCGGAGAGCGAAGAGGCGAGAUGGAUCCGCAGUUGGUGGAACUUACGCAGCUCUUCGAGCGAUUCAAGGCCGCCUGCGUGAGGAACGAUUUCAGCACCUGCGCCAAUCUACUCUCCCAGCUCAAGGUACGAUUGACGGCAUUUCCUAGUCUGCCACCAUCAUUUCAGGAAACACCGAGUGCUGUUCAGGAGCUGACAAUAGCAAGAGAUAUAUUUGAACAUGCUGUUGUGUUGAGUGUGAAGACUGAAGAUCAAGAUGCCUUUGAAAGGGAUUUCUUUCAACUUAAGCCUUACUAUACUGAUACAAGCGGUAUAAUACCACCAUCACCCCAGGAGUACCCGAUCUUGGGCCUUAACCUACUGAGGCUGCUGGUACAAAAUAGAAUCGCGGAAUUCCACACGGAACUUGAACUUCUUCCGCAAAGUGCUUUGGAAAAUGCUUGCAUCAAGCAUGCCGUGGAGCUGGAACAAUCUUUCAUGGAAGGAGCUUACAACCGUGUCUUGAGUGCAAGGCAGACUGUGCCACAUGAUACUUAUGUUUAUUUCAUGGAUCUUCUUGCAAAGACGGUCAGAGAUGAGAUUGCUGGAUGCAGUGAAAAAGCCUAUGAUUAUUUGUCAAUUAAUGAUGCCAAGAAAAUCUUAAUGUUCUCUUCUGAUCAAGAGCUUUCUGAGUAUAUCACAGAGGAGCAUCCGGAAUGGGAAAUCAAUAAUGGAUGUGUGUUCUUUCAGAAGGCCAAAGAAUCUCAACCUUCCAAGGAGAUACCGGCGCUUCAACUGAUCAACCAGACAUUGAGUUAUGCUAGAGAAUUGGAGCGCAUCGUCUGAAUGUAUCCAUGGUGUAUUUUUCUUGUUAAUGACAACCAUAAGCUUAAGAUCUUUGCUUAUCGUCCGAAUGACAGUUUUUAAAUACCUUUGGUUUGCUUGUUUCUUUUAUUCAUGCAGACACCCUUUAAUUUUCUUAUCGCCUUAAAUGUAUAAGAAAAAGGUGACCAGAUCUCUAUUCCAAACCUCA